Molecule: messenger RNA, 1401 nt
Organism: Aspergillus thermomutatus
Lineage: Eukaryota; Fungi; Ascomycota; Eurotiomycetes; Eurotiales; Aspergillaceae
Gene: RPT5
Product: proteasome regulatory particle base subunit RPT5
Exons: 3
Coding region: 1-1401 (466 amino acids)
Biological process (GO): proteasome-mediated ubiquitin-dependent protein catabolic process
Cellular component (GO): proteasome regulatory particle, base subcomplex
Molecular function (GO): ATP hydrolysis activity; proteasome-activating activity; ATP binding
Source: RefSeq, a predicted model, not a curated record
AUGUCGACCCUUGAAGAUCUGGAAGAUCUCGAACGCGAGCAGAGAGACAAGAAGAAGGACCAGGGCGAUGGCGACGGUGAUGGCCAGCAGCCUGGAGGAGAUGGAGAUGCUGAAAUGAAAGAUGCUGAUGCGAAGAAGAAGGAUGAAGAGGAGGGUUUAUUGGAUGAGGAGAUUCUCAACUCGAGCACAGCAGACAUUGUCAAGCGGCGACGGAUGUUGGAGAAUGAGCUCCGCAUAAUGAAGAGCGAGUACCAACGAUUGACACACGAACAGAAUACAAUGCAGGAGAAAGUGAAGGAUAACCAGGAGAAAAUUGAGAACAACAGACAACUACCUUACCUCGUCGGAAACGUCGUCGAGCUUUUGGAUCUGGAUGUUGAGGCAGAGGCCGCCGAAGAAGGAGCCAACAUCGAUCUUGACGCUACCCGAGUGGGCAAGUCCGCUGUCAUUAAAACUUCAACUCGACAGACUAUCUACCUUCCUCUCAUCGGUCUGGUAGAUCAAGAGAAACUCAAGCCCGCUGAUUUGAUCGGUGUCAACAAGGAUUCAUAUCUAAUUUUGGAUACACUACCCGCCGAGUAUGACAAUCGGGUGAAGGCCAUGGAGGUCGACGAGAAGCCGACAGAGAAGUACUCGGACAUCGGUGGUUUGGACAAGCAGAUUGAAGAGAUCGUUGAAGCCAUUGUAUGGCCGAUGAAGGAGGCGGAACGAUUCAAGAAGAUCGGUAUCAAGGCGCCAAAGGGUGCUCUGAUGUACGGUCCUCCUGGUACCGGUAAGACCCUUCUUGCGCGAGCCUGCGCCGCCGAGACAAACGCUACAUUCCUCAAGCUUGCUGGACCUCAGCUGGUGCAGAUGUUCAUCGGUGACGGAGCCAAGCUGGUCCGGGACUGCUUCGCUCUUGCCAAAGAGAAGGCUCCUUCGAUCAUUUUCAUUGACGAACUCGAUGCCGUGGGUACCAAGCGUUUCGACUCCGAGAAGUCCGGUGACCGCGAGGUGCAACGGACCAUGUUGGAGCUUCUGAACCAGCUUGAUGGAUUUGCUUCGGAUGAUCGUAUCAAGGUCCUGGCCGCGACAAAUCGUAUCGAUGUCCUUGAUCCCGCUCUGCUCCGUUCCGGUCGACUGGACCGCAAGAUCGAAUUCCCUCUACCCAAUGAGGAGGCGCGGGCAAACAUCCUGCGAAUCCACUCCCGCAAGAUGACCGUGGAUGACACCGUCAACUGGGCCGAAUUGGCUCGAAGUACCGAUGAAUUCGGCGGUGCGCAGCUGAAGGCCGUCUGUGUCGAAGCCGGUAUGAUUGCUCUCCGGAAAGGCAUGAGCAAGGUCGGACAUGAGAACUACGUGGAUGCUAUCGCCGAGGUCCAGGCCAAGAAGAAGGACACAAACAUGGGUAUCUAUGUCUAG